Chelmon rostratus (copperband butterflyfish) is the source of this 2238-nucleotide messenger RNA. RefSeq names its product dihydrofolate reductase (gene dhfr). Gene Ontology annotation, biological process: folic acid metabolic process; glycine biosynthetic process; tetrahydrofolate biosynthetic process. NCBI's taxonomy places the organism in Eukaryota, Metazoa, Chordata, Actinopteri, Chaetodontiformes, Chaetodontidae. Gene Ontology annotation, molecular function: NADP binding; dihydrofolate reductase activity. The record is from RefSeq and is a predicted model, not a curated record. The transcript is spliced from 6 exons. The coding region runs from base 72 to 641 and encodes 189 amino acids. Gene Ontology annotation, cellular component: mitochondrion.
AUGUUAGCAGGCGGGAAGCUGAAGCGGUAACACGCAGUUCAGUAAGGAAACUGUGCUUGUCCAGUCCUACAAUGUCCCGCAUUCUGAACGGUAUCGUGGCGGUGUGUCCUGAUCUGGGUAUCGGGAUGAAUGGAAACCUGCCCUGGCACCCUGUUCGACUCAAUAACGAAUUCAAACACUUCCGGACGAUGACAGCGACUCCGUCUGUGAAAGGCAAGCAGAAUGUGGUGAUUAUGGGCAGAAAAACGUGGUUUUCCAUCCCUGAGAAGAACAGACCUCUGAACAACAGGAUCAACAUCGUCCUCAGCAGGGAGUGCAAAGUGCCCCCUGCAGGAGCACACCACCUGGCAGCAGACUUCGACUCAGCUCUCAGGCUGGUCGACACGGAGCUGGCAGACCAGGCUGACCAGGUCUGGGUUAUAGGAGGCAGCUCUCUCUACAAGGAGUUGAUGGAGAGCCGGGGGACCAGGAGGCUGUUUGUCACACGAAUCCUGAAGCAGUUUGAGUGUGACACGUUCCUCCCUGAAAUCAGUCCAGACAGAUAUCGCCUGCUGCCAGAGUUUCCAGGAGUGCCACAGGAGCCGCAGGAGGAGAAUGGUAUCCAGUACAGAUUUGAAGUCUAUGAGAGCAUCGAGCAGUGAAGAGGAAAUGGAAAAACAAAAUCUUUGUCAUUUUGUAAACGGGCACCAGAAUGAUGUAAAUUCUGAACUUUAAAUGAUUUUUUAAGUGAUUUGUACAGAUGGAGAUGUAGAGUUGUUUGCAGGUUGAACCCCAUGAGUUAAAAAAAAGUGGCUAACAUGAUCUUUUUUUCUGGCUUUUUCCAGAAAGACCAGCUGAGUAGGUCAGUGUCUGCUCAGAGAAAACCGCUGCAGUUACUUUCUGCUCUGAAGGCAAAGUGGACAAACCACAUAAUAAUGGGGAGCAGAUGUGUGGUUGUGUCUAGAAUCAAAAGCUAACCGUUUGUAGCUUCUUGUGAUCAGAGCAGUCAUUUCACUUGUCAUGUUUUGCUACAUGAUGCUUUGUCUCAGUCCACCUGCCAGUUAUUUGUAAUGGACAAACACUGUUUCAAUGUAUGCACAUAUGCAGGUAGUUGUUGAAUAAAACCUUCAAGUGUAGGUACAAAACUUUAAACUUGGUGUCACAUGUUGAUUUUUUUUUUAUUCCCACUAACCUGAAGUAAUUUUGAUGGAUUUUUUUUUCUUUAAUCUGAAACAAAGGAAUAGAACCACAGGAAGCUACCCUGCCAAGACCAAAGUUAUUUUAAGGGUGAGGAGCUAACCAAUUCACUGCAUCAAGUUAAAACCAGAACAAAAUGUAUUCCAAGUCAGGUCAAACCAUCAUUUAUACCAAAGAGCACUGAGGCACCAGGGCCUAUAAGUUUAUUUCUGAAAAUAUUGCUUCCGUCCUGUUUAUACAAUAAAAUCAUGAGGCAUCUUUGACAUUAGGUUGUGUCUGAAAGCCUCUGAGCUUCAUUGUUGCCAGUGUUGCCAUAUCAAGACUCCACAUCCAUAGUAACUACAGUGCAUCUUCCAGUAUUUCCAAUUUUCUUUUAUUUUCUUUCUUGAACCCAAGAGGGUAGUUCUGCCAGAGAAAGCACAUUAAGCCAAAUAAAUCAGUCAGGAGUUAAUUGCUAAUACCAAACAGGACACCUGACAAGUAACCUAUGAGCACGGUUCCCUGGUUUCGUGGCUCAUUUUGAUCAUCUUUGGUCUUUUAUACAUGCAUGUGUAAUUACUGAGUUUUCUACAUGUUCCUUCUAAGACAUAUUGUGAGCAACUGUACUGUAUAUGCUCAAGAUGUUGCCCCUAUAUCAGUGACACACAGUUUACAUUCAUAAACACAAAAUGACUGUAAAUUAGACUGCAAUUUGCUAGAAUUCUGCUCUGUCUACAUGUAAAUAAACCCCAACUGUUAUUUUCCUCAUGUAUGUGGAAAGUUUUGGAUCCAAUGAAUGCUGUAUAUGUGGACAUAUCUGCAGGAGAUUGCCAGGGGGGAUCCGGCAUGCAGAAAGAUUCUUUCCAAAGUGCCUUUAAAGAGAUGAUGUAAGGUGUGAUGUGGAUAAGAACUUGUGGCCAAAUGCAGAGGGCAGGGAAUAAUAUUCAUGUUAUUCAUAUAUAUGUUUGUAUUGUAUUACUAGAAAAGCUUUAAAGAAAAAAUACUGCAAAGCCUGCUGAAGCUUUUCUGAUUCAUCAAAUAAAUCGUGCGAGGUAGCACAAUCCAUGCAGUGAAGAUGAGUCA